AACAACAUGGACGACCUUUCGGGUUAAUAUUGUGAAAGUUUUCUUCAUAUUCAAUUCUUGCUUCGUUUGAGAAAUUAAUUGGAAAGCACAUGGAAGCUUUACGUUCUAUGUGAAUCAAGGAAACUGUGGCUAGCUUUUUAGGCAUUUUGAGCUCGCGAAUUUGAAUGUCCAUGGCUUUUGAGCAUUUCCUUGGUAAACGAAACUAAGUCUUUUGUAUAAGAUUUCUAAAGAUAGCUUAUCUUCAACGUUAUGGCACGAAGUGGUUCGAGAUAUGGAACGUUUGAAGAAAGUCAGGAAAGCAGUAGGACAGAGCUUAGAGCUUUUGACGAUCAAAUCAGACGAGAACAAGAAACAGUAAGCGAGAUUAAUUUGAGUUAUGUCAUAGAAGAUUUGAAUGACCAAAACCAUCUAAUCAGAAACCGCCUACCACUUAUAUAUGGAAGAACACUUCAUUGGCUUUCAGAUAAAGGCAAUUUAGGGAUUAUCAUUACAUUGCAUAUUGGUAUUAUUGGACUCUUUAUGCUGUCAAUCACACAAGUGCAUACAUUCUGGAGGACACUUGCACAGUAUUUGGUGUCCUGCGGCAUGUUUGGAGUAGUAGGAGGCUUUGUUAACUGGAUUGCACUUAACAUUUUGUUCGUUAAAGUGCCAGGAGUCUUUGGAAGUGGAGUUUUUGCCAACUGUCAUCAGGAGAUUACUAGAUCUAUUACAAGAAUUUUUAUAAACACGUUUCUCGAAAAGACAUUCUUAGAGCAUUAUAUUGAACAAAAACUUGGACGGCACAUUGUAGAAUUUAACAUUGAGAGACGAUUAAGACAGAUAUUAGAAACAGAAACAGUGGAACAGAUUAUAAAUAAAGAAUUACAUUCUUUUUCACAAUCAUCUGAGGGACAGCUUCUUAUGUUGGCGGGUGUUCGAGCUGUGGCGAUAAAACCCCUUAUACGGCCAUUCAUUAUGGAUAUUGCAGCUGAAAUAAUUCCUGAUCUUAUAGAAAACCUAUAUCAUGAUUCAAAGUAUGCUACUGCUACAAAAUUCAAGCAAGAAAUCAUAGAAUAUUUAUUCCAAGGGAAUAUUAGAGUGAAUGAAGAUCAAGUAACCAAGUUUGUCAAGACACUAAUCUACAGACAUCUGAACUGGAUUAUAAUAACAGGGUGCAUUGUGGGAUUCUUUAUGGGUAUCAUAUCUCAGCUCACAUCUAUAGCCAGAAUCAUCUGACAGUCAUUAUGUAACUAACAUUAUCAUGUAGGGUUUUGAAGCAAAAGUUCUCAGAAGAUUUCUUAGCUUAAAUUUGUACAGUGGUGGCCCCAGUGAUAAACCUUGUGGAAAUUUCAUGAUGGUGAUUCUAUUUCCCAUUCCCAUUGACCAAAAUCUUAGUGCAUCAUAUUCAUAGCAUCAUAGCAUAAACAAAUCAGUGCCCCAUUUUAAAACUUGAAGAUUCUCUCUAGUUGGCAAUUAAUGCUAAAUUGACUUUUGAAAAAGAUAUUUCAUGUGAAAAAAUAAGCUCGCGAGAGAGAGAUUUCUGAGAGAGAUUUUUAAAUUCAAUGAUGGACUUUUGAAAUAUACUUUGAUACAAAUUUAAUAAUAGUCAACACCUAUUUUACAAAGUUGCUGUAUUAAUAUAAGAAAUAUGAGAAAUAG
Molecule: messenger RNA, 1638 nt
Organism: Actinia tenebrosa (Australian red waratah sea anemone)
Lineage: Eukaryota; Metazoa; Cnidaria; Anthozoa; Actiniaria; Actiniidae
Source: RefSeq, a predicted model, not a curated record